Messenger RNA from Pogonomyrmex barbatus (red harvester ant), 688 nucleotides. RefSeq lists its product as uncharacterized. NCBI's taxonomy places the organism in Eukaryota, Metazoa, Arthropoda, Insecta, Hymenoptera, Formicidae. The record is from RefSeq and is a predicted model, not a curated record.
AGCAUGCGUAGAUCCGCGUGCGUACAGAUCAGUCUCAGGUUCUGAUCUGCAAAAGUAAGUGAAAACCUAUCGUCAUGUUUAGACUGGUGGUUAUUUCCGUCCUGGCGAGCAUCGCCACGGUGCAAUGUGGAACCGUUCUCACGCCCGUUGUCGGUAAGCUCGUUUCCGAGAAGGUCGUCGAGGCGCACGGCAGCAACGUGGUGCACCCGUCGGCGAGCCUGGUGGCCGCGGCUUCGCCGGCGCUGCUGAGAUACGCGGACGUCGCGCUGCUGCAGCAUCCGGUCGCCGAGAUCGUGCAGCCGGUGGCGAAGACCUCCCUGGUCGCGGAGAAGACGAUCGAGGCCCACGGACACCAAGUGAUCCAUGACGCGCGUCCCCUGGUCGCGGUGGCGAAACCGCUGACUGCCAUCGAGUCGCACGUUGCGGUACCCACGUUCGCCACUCGCCAAAUAGCAUAUGCGGCGCCGUUCUAUUACUCGGAUUACUCUUAUCCUCAUCAACUAGCCGAGAAGACCGUUUCUAGUUAUGGGCAUAGCAUUCAACAUGUAUAAUCAUUACCGGAUGAAUUGUCAAGUGGUAACUCUAAAGAGCACGCGUGAAUUUUCAAAACAACAUUUAAAAAUUUUUUCACUCGGAGUACUAUGUAAUUAAAGUAAAAUUUGCUACGUUUAAAAAUGUUUUAUUAAAA